GCAACCGGAUCUGGCUGCCAAACCGCCAAACCUUGAGGCGCAAUGACCUCUGGGAAUUGUAGUUCAGUUGGAAGGGCCUUUUAGGAGCCUCGUGACUGCAGGCCCGCAGUCUGCGGACUACAACUCCCGAAAUCAACCAUGAGGGCGAAUGGGUGGGAAGGGCCCCCAGCGAGCUCCGACCGGGAUUCCAUGCUCCCCAGUGACAGCAGCGGCAGGAAGCUGGCGGGUGCUACUCCGGCGCCAAGGCCUCUGGUUCCCCGAAGGGCGACAUCGGACAUUUCCCUACGUAACUCCCAUCUCUGGGCCCCGAGUCUGUGCAUGGCGAAGUCCCCGGAGAACUCUACCCUGGAGGAGAUUCUAGGGCAGUAUCAACGGAGUCUCCGGGAACGUGCAAAUAGAAGCAUUCACCAACUGAAAUGUGCCCUGAGAGAAGGUGAUGUCACCGUUGGAGAAGAUGCUGCGGGUCCCAGUGUGGAAAAUGAGGAAAAUGAGGAAAAUGAGGACGCUGGGACUGCCUGGCAUGAACUGCGACACAGCCAUGCCGUUAAUCAGCUCAAAGCUUUGUUGCGCCAACAAGCAACUAAGGAAAGUGAGGUGUCUCCAUCAAGAAGGCGAAAAGUGUCCCCUCUGAGGGCGUCAGAAGAUGAGGAAGCCAACGUGCCUACCAUCCACAAUCUUGUUCCGAUCAUCAAUGAUCAGUCUCAGUACAUUCAUCAUUUAGAGGCAGAAGUCAAGUUCUGCAAGGAGGAACUCUCUGGAAUGAAAAACAGGGUACAAGUGGUUGUGCUUGAAAAUGAAAGUCUCCAACAAGAGCUGAAAUCUCAAAGACAAGAGGAAGCAAUGAGGGAACAAACACUUCUGGAUGCAUCUGGAAACAUGCAGAAUUCUUGGAUUACAACAGGUGAAGAUUCUGGGGUGGGUGAAGCUGCCAAGAGAGGAUUCUCCCAUGGCGAUGCGGAUGUUGUCGUAGGUGCAUCUGCUGGGGAAGCUGAAAAAUGGAAACUGGAACUGGAGAGGCUGAAACUUACUUAUGAAGAAAAGACUGAAGUCCUAGAAUCUCAAUUGAAAAUUUUAAGGAAAGACUUAGCUGAAUAUCAGAAAAAUUGUGAAGAUCUUAAAGAGCGACUGAAGCAUAAAGAGUCUCUCCUCGCUGCGAAUACUUCUAACUGGGUUGGUGGCCUGUGUUUGAAAUGUGCUCAGCACGAAGCUGUUCUUUCCCAAACCCAUAAUAAUGUUCACGUACAGACCAUUGAAAGACUGACUAAGGAAAGAGAUGACUUAAUGUCCGCACUAGUUUCCGUCAGGAGCAUCUUGACAGACAUGCAGGAAAGAGAAGCCGGCGCUUAUGAGCAGGUGAAGCAAGCCGUGCAAGUGGCCGAGGAAGCCAAUUUCGAGAAGACCAAGGCUUUAAUCCAAUGUGAACAGUUGAAGAACGAACUGGAGAGGCAGAAAGAGCGACUUGAAAAAGAACUCGCAUCACAGCAAGAAAAAAGGGCCUUUGAGAAAGAGAUGAUGAAAAAGGACCUAACAAAAGAAAAGGAGGACCUGGGAUCAAAGAUAUUGUCCCUGUCUCAAAAUAUUGCCCAACUGGAGGUCCAGGUUGAAAAGGUUACAAGAGAGAAGAUUUCAGCUAUUAAUCAACUAGAGGAAAUUCAAAACCAGCUUGCUUCCAAGGAAAUGGAUGUCACAAAGGUGUGUGGGGAAAUGCGCUAUCAGUUGAAUAAAACCAAAAUGGAGAAGGAUGAGGCAGAGAAGGAGCACAGAGAGUACAGAGCAAAAACUAAAAGGGAUCUUGAAAUGAAAGAUCAGGAAAUAGAGAAAUUGAGAUUAGAAGUCAGUGAAAGCAAACAGCACUUGGAACGGGAGCAGCAGAAGGCAGCCGGGGCCAGAGAGGAGUGCCUGCAACUGACAGUUCUGCUGAGCGAGUCGCAGCACCAACAGCACCUCACCAGACUGGAAAAAGAUAGCAUUCAGCAGAGGCUUAGCAACGAAGCAAAGGCCCAAGCCCUUCAGGCCCAGCAAAGGGAGCAGGAGCUGACACAGAAGAUACAGCAAAUGGAGGCCCAGCAUGACAAAACUGAAAAUGAACAGUAUUCACUGCUGACCUCCCAGAAUACAUUUUUGACAAAGUUAAAGGAAGAGUGCUGUGCAUUAGCCAAGAAACUGGAACAAAUCUCCCAAAAAAGCAGAUCUGAAAUAGCUCAGCUCAGUCAAGAGAAAAGGUAUACGUAUGACAAACUGGAAAAGUUACAGAGAAGAAAUGAUGAAUUGGAGAAACAGUGUGUCCAACAUGGGAGACUACAUGAGAUAAUGAAGCAAAGAUAUAUUAAUUAACCAAGUGCGUGAUAUCAGUGAAGAUUUUGCCAAUCCCUUCAUUUCCAUUGUUUUCGAACCUAAGCAAGAAUUAAGGGCAGAUGUUUCCUUGCUGCUAUCCCAGGAGAAUGAGUGAGGGAAAGGAAGGUGAGGCAUGGAAGAAUGGAGAACAAUGUAAGACAAUGUAUUAUCAUAUUGGUGACUGUUUCAUGAUAAACCACAAAGACACAACCAUACAGAUGCUUCUGGACAAACCUGUUACAAAGAAAUUGCCUCCCAAUAGCCCACUGGAGGGAGGAAAAGAGAGCGAGUUUUAUCUGUCCAGGUUCUGUCUCAUGUCUCCCGUGGGUCCAGAAUUUUCCCCAUGGGAGAUAAUUCACCUGCACUUUGGACUAAAUUAACCAGUCCUUUUAGAGCUACCUCAGAAGCCAGAUCCUAAAUUCUAGGGUUUGACAUGGCAUUUGACUCUGAGUGGCAGGAGGAGCCCAUGACUUGAGAUGUGGGCAGUGUGCCUCAGUGGCAGACCAAGAUGGCCACCAUGGGACCAGUAGGCUCGAGGGCAGCAGCGAGGUACUGAGAGCCCAGGAGAAGGUGGCACCAAGAGACGCUGAUUGAUACACCUGUCAGGGGUAAUGACAUUACAUAGUGUCAGCCUCAAGGCCAGCCCUUGAGAGAGACUUCAUUAUGUGCAUUCCCUGUACCCUCUGCUGCUGCUUCUCUUCCAGACCGAUCCAUGACCUUUCACCGACUAUGCUCAUUCCUGCAAAUGUGUCUUUGGUUAGGUGUCUUUCAUUUUCGUUUCUUCACUUCUCCUCCUGGAAUCUCUACCUUGGCUUCUU
Molecule: messenger RNA, 3152 nt
Organism: Neofelis nebulosa (Clouded leopard)
Lineage: Eukaryota; Metazoa; Chordata; Mammalia; Carnivora; Felidae
Gene: SDCCAG8
Product: SHH signaling and ciliogenesis regulator SDCCAG8
Exons: 17
Coding region: 139-2334 (731 amino acids)
Biological process (GO): tube formation; establishment of cell polarity; centrosome cycle
Cellular component (GO): centrosome; centriole
Source: RefSeq, a predicted model, not a curated record